CCGAGAGAUAUGGCGGUUCAACGCUGCAUGGAUAUGAUGCAGCUGGCUCUGUAUCGUCGUAAUAUAAACCGCAUACGCAUCGCUACGUGUACCACUCGUAUAUAAAGCGUGCUUCAAGUGCCAUGGUGGUACACAAUACACUGUCUUCGAAGUUGUGGCUUCCCACUCCAUAAAGUGGUUGUUUCUGGAGGACAGUGCGGGCCAGAAAUGGAGGAGUUGUUGCCACAUCCCUCCCCUAAUGUGUCGUUGAACGGUAGCGCCGGCUGCCACAGCAGUAUGGAUUUUGUGGAGGACGAUCAAGGCUCUCAGAUUCUGACCAAACUCCGUAAGCAGCGGUCCGACGACAAGUACUGCGACAUGGUGCUGCGGGUCGGCGGACGGGUGUUCAAGGCCCACCGCAAUGUGCUGGCGGCCUGUAGUCCGUACUUUGAUACCAUGUGCAAUAGUGGGUUGGAGGAGGACAUCCAGGCCGUGGCUGACAUGUCUUGCACUUCAGCCGAGGGCAUGGAGUUGAUUUUAGACUACAUGUACACAGGUAGGAUCACGCUCACUGCCGACAACGUGGAAUGCAUCCUGAGGGGAGCCGAGCCGUUCCUCAUGGCCAAUCUGAAGAACUAUUGCCACAAGUUUCUCUGGCAGAACAUGAAUGCAGCCAACUGCCUGGUGGUCAGGCACUUGGCUGAUUUAUACGGGUUUAAAGAGUUGCACCAACGGGCCUGUAAGUUCAUCCGCAAUCAGUUCGUGAAUGUUGUCCAGGAUUCCAUUGAGGACAUUCUCCUGUUGAGCCAAGAGGAGAUUCUCGGCUUGAUCACAGAUGACAAGAUCCGUGUGGAAAAGGAAGAGAGUAUCUACGAGCUGGUGAUCCGAUGGGCUCAGAUGGACCCUGAGAGGGUUAAGCACCUGCCUCAGUUGCUGUCGCACGUUCGUCUGUCCCAGCUAGACCGCAGUUACCUCAAAGAUGUAGUGGAGAAGGAGCCCUUGGUGACUGGCAACAGUGAGUGCUUAAAACUCCUGGCAGAUGCUCUCCACCAGACUGACACCACCAGAAGAAGUUACUGCAGCGACAGUCCUGUCCUGAAGCCACGAAAGGGACGACUGACGGACGUGGUGGUCAUCACUGGUGGGGUCAGCGAUCAAGGGCCGUUGGAGAACAGCUUCGGGUACAUCAUUGAUGAGGAUCGGUGGACCAUGUUGCCAGGGCUACCGGACGAACUUCGUUUCCACGCCGUGGCCGUGCUGAACAGCUGUCUGUAUGCAGCUGGUGGGUCCAGCAGCAGUCUGGUGUCCAACAGCGUCCACUGCUAUGACCCCAUGAACAAUUCCUGGAGCACCGUGGCCAGCCUACAGACUCCCCGUGAAUACAUGUCCAUGGUUGAGUGCAAUGGGUGCCUGUAUGCCAUGGGGGGCAUACGGUGGGACUGCUUACAGCAAAGUGUAGAAAGAUACGACCCCGACGUUGACCAGUGGAGCUUUGUGUCUCAGAUGCCUACUAAACGCUAUUCCAUGCAGCUCGUCACCCUUAGUAACCGGUACAUAUAUGCCAUAUCAGGUCGGGAUGCGUCCCGACGGCCAGUGUCCACCGUCGAACGAUACGAUAUCCAGACUGACGAGUGGACUAUCCUGCCUGACAUUCCCAUCCCUCAAGGUGACCAGCCCUGGGAGUUCCCCAUCGUUGAGGCCUACGACAACAAGAUCUUCGUCACAGAUCUGGCCACCAAGUCCUUCAGCCUGGACGCGGUCCGCAACAAGUGGUCCGAGGAGGCGUGCAACUUUGGCCCUGUGGCGAGCCGCGCUUGCCUGCAGUACUGCACCAUGGAGAAGAACGUCUUUGUGUUUGAGGGCUGCAAUGCUUGCAUCUUUAACCGUAAACUCGGCCUUUGGAGCAACAUCACACCCCCGCCUGUCUCCACGUUGGCAUCGGCGUGCUGUGUGCUACAAGUGCCUUAUGAAUUCCUCGGCAAGACAUAGGGCCAUUUUGCGAUGCCAAACAUAAAUCAGAUGAUUUACUGCAUUCAGAGGAGCAUCUUCUGGGCGGGGAGGAAGCAUCAAACCCUAGAUGACAGUAUCAGGCCGAAGGGAUCGAGGACUGGCAGCUGGGAGCUACCCUUCAAAGACUGUCAUCUGGUGAAAAGUCGACUCGUCCACGCUAAACGUCCGUUACUGUACUUUAUUGUCUGCUCACAACCUGGAGUGUUGCUACAGUGCGGUGUGUGCGUCAGUUUCAAUAAUGUAUGGAUUAUAUUGUAUCCGGCUUAUUCUGGUAGUUGUACAAAGGUAAAUUCAUUGGGGAUUAGGGUUGUUUUUUAAUCCUUGGCUUUUUCCUUCACAACUUUUUGGUUGGAUUAAAGAAUGGUUUGUGUAGGGGAAAGAAAAGAUCAUCAUCAGGAAAGUACACGUGUGGCAGGAUGGAACAAACUUUGCUUUGGUGAUGUAUGAAAGUUAAUUUCCAACAGAUUUAUGGCCAGGAAUGGAAAACGUGCCAAGUUACUGUUGUAAAGUCUCGGUCUUCAAGUUGGCCUGCCCUGUUGUCAAAGUUUCAACUGGAGCUGGAGAAACCGAUUUCGUCUAGUGAAUGCUGGAUGCUAGAGUGGCUCCUGUACCCUUGACCCUGGUGAUGAAUUAUAGCCAGGGUUGACUUUCACCACAGAGCGUUGCUGGUGUGAAAUUGGCCUUGAAAGCCAAUAGCAGCCGAGGAAAAAAAUAAUCUGAUUUGGGGCCAGAAAUUUGACUUGUUCAGAGGGAUAACCAGCCGUGCGUAGAUGGGAGAGGGGGAUAUUCGUUGAUGUAGUGUUAUGUACGUAUAUGCUUUGAUCGCAUGGCAUCUGUAGACCUUGACUUUGCUUCUAGGAGGUACAAGGCCAUUCAUUUUUUGAAAGGGCUUUUGGAGGGGAACAAAUUGUUCAUCUACGUGUACGUGGAAGGUCAUGGCCUUGUGACCUAUGACAUGGUAAGGGGAACUAAGCCACACUCAGUGUUAGACUCCGUUUGGAGAAAAAAAAGGAUGAAUCCUGUAACUUUCCCCCCACCAAUCCUAUCGUUUCCAAACUGUCAAAAGGCCAGGUCCGUGCAUAAGUGGAAAUUGGUCAUGCUGUUACUGACCUCGUUAUUAUUUGUAAUUCAUAAAUGAUUUUUAAAAAAAUAUUCUGUUUACAAAUUGAACGACGAAUUGACAGCAUGAAGUAUUUUCAGUCUUGCACGAAAUUGCCCGAAAGUUUGUUUUGCUCCAUCCAUCGAAGUACCAGUGCUAAUGUAAAUAGAAAUCCACUCAUGCAUUCCUACUGGUACCCUGUCCUACAUUACAAUGCAAAUCCUCACCUGGCCUGGGUUAAGGUCACCUGACUAACGCAACCAAUCAAAUCAUGAGAUACUGAGUCAUUCGCACCCAUCCAAUCAGAAUGUCCAGAGACCCCCACACCAGACUGCACAUGAUGUACUGGUUAGGCUUGCAGAAUCUGCCCUUGAGGGAGGAUUUUGGCAAGUUUUGAAAACGGAAGAUUCCAAACUUUCCAAGCACUCUUAUCUUAAAUGGGGCUGGAUGCCUCCUUAGAGCACUCAGUCGGCUCUGCAUCAUUGUAACCUGUCAGCCCUUUCACAUACAAGUCUUUGCAGCUCUCCCUUCUCGUCACUACAUGAAAUGCCACAAUCAUUUGAAAAUUCCUACUGCUUCGUGACUCACACUGGUCUCAAUAGCUGGAUAUCCAGCCACCUUCAAAGCUCUGCAGCCAGUACCCCGUUGCAUAAUAAAGGAGGUUGGCCGGAGAGCUGAAAUUUGUACCCUCAAAAAGGCCGUUUGGGGGUUGAAUGUUUCGGGCCCACGCUGUUGUGUGAAUCGCGUCUUGCAAUAGACUUUGGAUUCAGAGUGUUCCUUUAAGCCUUGUAAUCCCAUCAUCAGUCAUACUCACUUAGGCAGGUCAAAUUAAGGACUUUCUCCCCGGGGAGAUUAUCCUGGUCAUCGUCUUGACCUUUUAUGAACCUUAUACACCAAGGCAAUUGUGCACAGAAUUUUGAAGAAGCUGUCGUUUUAGUUCUGAAAUCCAAAGAACUUGCACGAAGUAGAUGAAAAAAAUAUCUAUUUUUUUCCAUUCCUGUUCUAGUUCACACCAUUGAAAGCACCGUCUUCUAAAACUGGAGCAUUUUACCCCUUUUUCUAGGACAUGACAUUUUGCACCUCAAUUUCCUCUAUGACCAUUUGUGCGACCUAGAUCCCCAAGGCCUUUGUCAUUUUUGGGGGGAAGAAACGGAGAAGGCAAGUAUUUCAAUCGAUAGGCCAGGCCGGAGGGAACUCAUGUCUGUUGCAAAAUGAGAGUUUUUUUGCAGUCACGUUAAAGUAACCCUGGAGUGUUUUUCUCUGUGUUUGAUUUUUGGAAGGGGAAAAUGCAAUAUGCUGUAUUUAUGUUGCGUUGACAUGCCUUGGGGUGACAACUUGUCUUUUGUCCUUCUUAUCCGAAAAAUGUGGAGGUAUGUGGGAAACAAUUUUUAGAAAAAGAGACUCAUUUUUUUGGUUGGCUUUUGAAUCUUCAGCCAAGUUAAAACCGUGUUUUGUACGUGCAAAUUUCUGUUUGCAUCAGUUCGAAUUGGGGAUCAUUGUUUGUUUCCACAAUGAGUCCAUGACCCGCUGAUUGUACCUUCAACAACACUUGUCCAACGCAGCUCCAUGCCAACAAAGACAGAAACACUUCAAAAUUGCAACCCCCCCCCACAAAUGUAAGAGCCCUUGAAUCCGACAAUGUUUAUAAUUACCCAAACCAUGCACUUAAAAAACACACAUCCAAAAGAAAAAAAAGACGAGAGCUGCUUUUUUGUACGGCAUGGAUUGUGUACUUGUCAAAAAAAGUGAUAAAGUGCUGAUAUAAUUAACAAUCAUUUUGAGAGUGUCAUUUUUGAACGCAGACCCCAAAUGACCAUGGGAAAGUAACUGUAGGGAUGGUCGCACGGCCCACACAUCCUCCACACCGUGUGAUGGAAUUUGAUACAACACUCGCGCCCGUGUUUGGUAGAGUGUGCUCCCCGUCACAAUUUUCCUCGCAUUACACAUGACCGCAAAUCUAAUGUGUAUUUUUUGGAGGAACGCACCAUUGCAGUCAUGACUUGCUCUCACUUCUCACGGAUUAAUGGAAAUAGAUUUAGGCCUGCCCAGAGUUUGAAGGAAAAAAAAAAGAUUGUUGUAACCUUUUUCUUUCAACUGUUAUUAUUGUGCGGUUAGUUUGGACCAUUUGCUUUUAUUGGAAGCCAGUGGCUUGUGACUCGGUCAUUCAUGAACGUUUUUUUUUAAUCGAGGAAGGAUGAAAGGUUGACAAUAAGUACAGCUGAUCAGCGAAAAAAAAAUGAGGUGCCUGUGUGGAUUUGGCAACGAUGUAAUUACUUUGAAACUUCCAACUGAUUUUCUAAAUCGGCUGAGAGGCGUUGUGUUCAGUGCAAUUUUAUUCAGCCAGUUAUUUCACCAGCAUUGUGUACUUUUGAUGAAAUUGUAUUUGGAAUUCUUCACAGUUCUAAAAUAUUUGGGCACUUUUUGCUUCGGAACAGUCUCAGUAAGAGGCAGUUGUUUUAUUCUAAUAAUUAGAGAGGUGACGGACACACCACACGAAUGUCGUAUUGUGUCGUCCACACAUUCUGUGCUCAUGAGUUUUUGGAAACGUUUUGUUCCAACCAGAUUCCGGGAAAUUUCUCAUCAAAGAAAAAAUUCAGAAGUUCGGCCUCGGCUACCAAAUUAGGGGACGUUUCCACUGCAGUUGCCUGUGUAUAGGCUUUGGCAGGGACGCUACAUUUGCGAUGUUAAACAUUCUUGUAAAAAUAAAUAAACAGAUGACUGAACUUGUUAGUCGUAUAUCACUUUUAUAGUAAUUCCUUUCCACGUUCUGUACACGUGCAUGACUGUUGCGUAGAGAGCCCGCGGCACAUUCAGAUCGCUUUUUAAGGGUGUGUAUGUGCUUGAUUUGUUUGGUUUCCUUUUUCUUUUUGAGUGUAUUUUAUUACUUGUAAAUAGAGUUCUGGAAAGAUCUGGGUUUUGUAUAAAGUAUUUAAGAAAAAGUUUAUGACAUUGGGUAUAUUGGAUUUGAAUUGUGUACUUUUGUCUGUAGAUCGCACAUCCGGAUCGCCAUGCCCUUCUGAAAGGAUCGGGCGAAUCGUCGGAAUUUUUUCCCAGUAAACAAGAGCUUUGCAAUCAAAAUUUUCCACCGAGUAUGGUUGUAAAUGGCUCACAUAACAACUUUGAGCUAUCCUAGUCUUGUUCCAAGGAGGCACGACAAUAUUCCAGUAAUUAGUACAGGUUAUAGGCUCCAGCCUAUACCCUUGCAUCAUUGAUUCUUUGGUGUGGAUGGAAAAAAGAAGCAUCGAGAGUCAACAUUGUAUAAUUGAGUUUAAAAUUUCGUUGGUUUCCCUUUCAAAAUAGCCGAAACCACCACAGAUCUUGUAUAUUUGUGCAUAUUUAAAUAUGGAUUUAUUGUCUAUCACUUGUGUAACAUAGGCCUAUACUUGGACUAAGUGUAAAUGCACUGAUACAAGGUUGUAUUUAUGUAAAAGGAACACAGAAUUUAAAAAAGGUUUGUACACACGAAACUCUCUGGAGUUUUGAACUUGCUAAUUAUUCACAUUUCUACCACAGCAGUCCUGCGUGCCUCGUUAGUGUACAUGUACAUGUAUUUUCACUGUAAAACAAUGUAUGGAUAAUUGAGAUGUGCUCUCAUCACGUAGACUGGCACAGUCUACGUGCAUUUUGUAUAGCCGUGUUGAAAACGUGUUGAAGUGUUCCUCGCAUGUACAGGUAUGUUCGCGUUUCUCUGUUGACAGUUCAGCAUUUGAAAUCACAGGUAACUUUUAUGAGCUACACUGCAUUGCUGUGCAACUUCAAUUGGACAUUGCCUAAACCACUCUUAAUUCACAGUAUUCGGAGUUUGGGAUAAAAAUGGACGAGGGGGGGUGCUAAAAGGUUUGAGUUUCUUCCCAGAGUUUUAAAGAUUUUUCUGAAACUCUUUUCAAAAUGUAGGCAUUUGUCAGGAGAUAAGGGGUUUGGGAGGAGCUAAAAAGAGAACGGGGAGUUUAAAGAUCCCCACUCAAGCCCCACCCCAUUGAAGUAACCCUGAUACAAACAUGGUCACAGAGGGAACAAAAACAUGAGCGGUGUUCAAUCCAGUAGGACAAGUGUUCGUCCGUUACGAGACAUUUCCACACCGACGCUCUUCCCCUCUUUUUUUUUUCAAGAAAGGUCUGAAUUUUACCCCAGCCCGAAAGAAAAGGCGACAGUGACUUGUUUUUCUUUUUCUGGCAAGCAUCGAGUAUAGGCAAUGUAUCUGCCUCGUGUAAAAGGUUGUGACAUUUGAAGUAAUAGCACAGCGCAUAUAUGUGUACCCGAGAAUGGUAUUUUUACAGUGUACUUUGGUUUCGUAGUUGGUGAGAAUGUGAGAAGUGCAUUGAUCGGGGAGUGAAGAUGUACGUAAAUAUGGGCGUUAUUCUUGGUAUCACUGUAUUAUAAAAAAAUAUUCACCUACUUGUGGUAAUUUAUGUAUUUGACCACACACCAUUUGUCACCUAGCGCUUUCAGAAAAUUGCCAAAUGUAUUUUCCCACUUUCUGAAAUCCAUUUGUAAAUUUCUUGUCCGGAGCAGGGUUCUGGGUUCAGAAGAUGAAAAAAAAUUGACGAAUGAGGGUGCAUUUUGUAUUUCAACAUUUCCAUGGUUUUUAAAAACGGCAACUUCCGUCUGUUGCACGGGUAUAAAUCCGUUCUUGUUAAUUAAACACAGUUUUUUUUAGACUGUGUUUGUUGAAAAAAACUGCAUAUGGAAACUUUUCCACAAAAGCUCAGUUGAAGAUCAUGGGGGAGAUAUUCGGAAACAAACAUGCUGUCCUCACAACUUGGCACACAGUGGCCAUUUUGCCACCGUGUGGGGCCCUGAUGGUCUCGCUCAAUGCUUUCUAAUCCGCCACUUGAAUCUCACUACUGUGGCCACCCCCCCCUGUUGGUAGCCCCCCUCGUGUUUUCGGUCAGCAAGGGGCACUGAACUUGGCCGCGCUUGCGAGGCUGUUUUCCCUUUUUGUUACUCUCUCAUGCCUCAGGGCCCAUUCCCCACUCGCCCUGUCCUCCUCUCGCUACUUACAUCAUUGUAUAGAAGCCUCAUCGUGUGAAUUAAUAUUCGAAAGGAGUGCUCCCUUCUCCGCACUCGUCGCACUCUGUCAGCUCAGUGCGGAGAAAUAGGCGCAACUGAGACACUUUCCUCGCCUGAUUUGCCCGCGAGGGCUGUCUGGUUUGGUCUCGAGUGCGGCAGCGGAGCCUUAUUGGGCUUCCAUGAGGGUUUCUGUCCAAAACAGCUCGGCCUCCAAGAAGCCGCUGUAAACCCGUUAGACCUGGCAGCCUAGUUCGGAUGAGGAGUUGGGAACGAGCAGGGGAGCACAACGUGCUGUAAGUUCGGUUCUCACCUCUUCCAAAACCUGUCCCGUAUCACUUUUUUGCUAAUUUGGCUGCAUUUUCUGCAACGACCCAGGGGCAGUCAUCUUGCGAUGGAAUUUUUCUGUUUGCCUCGAAGCUUCAACCUGAACUUCAGAAGCCGUUGGCAUUUGAUGCCAUUAAAAAAAAGAAGAAAGAAAAGGAAAUUUCGUCGUCAACAAGCAUCACCUGCAAGGGUCUGGUUUCCAUGAUUCCCCAUAUCCAGUGGUAACUCUUGGUAAAGGGAAAGGGUAAAAUGAUACUCUCCCAAGAUGCUCUCCUCCUUCUCGUCUGUCGUGGCGCGAAGGCAGCUCCGCGAAUGCCCCGCUUCAAGCUGCCGCGUUGCGCCGGCGGCUGUCACAUCUCAAGUAGUUCUCCAACAUAUCAACGUGCGCGUGUCAAAACAAUGUUUCACUACUCUGCACCGUACAGAACAGUAACCAAAGGGUUUUCUGGUUUGUGUCGUAAAUAUGGGCUGUGUUGAUAUUCCACACGUAACUGCUAACCAAAGCUGUAAUGUUUUUGUAUUGUGGGAGUUAUUUAUUAAGACAAAAUGUUGUCGGGUGGUGCUGGGUUGUACAUGUCUCUCAGAGGUGAGGUCGUUCAUGUUAUCUUGUUUGCCAAAUUUGUAAGUGUAAUAUUAAAAUGGAUUUGUUGAUAUUGGAUUGUGUGGUCCAGUCAGGAGUUUUAAAGGGUUAUUUUUCCUAGAUAGAAGAAUAACAUUUGUGUAAAUCAACGUUGUGAAUAAUGUGUAAAGUACGUACAUAGCAAAAUUUUUAAGCCUGUGAUUAGUGAGGCACUAUUUAUGAGCAUGUCUAGUGAAGUCACAAUGCAGCUCGCAGCCAUCUUGGUCUGAAUUCUAGGACCCCUAAAUGCAUUUAGUACAAGUUGAUCACUGAAUCACAGGUGCCAGACUGUUUUCAGCUGGAGCCAUGCUUUGAGCCUCAGGCUGAAGGCAGUAAGUAGCCGCUUCCAUAGCGGCACACGUGUAGUUUCCAACCAUAGCCAAUUCUGACACGGCAUUACAGACAGCUACAUAGAAAAGAAAAAAGGCUGCAUUGUGACGAUGUACUAUCCUGUAUGUAACUAUCUUCACCAUGCCUGCUUUAAAGCAAUUUGUGUGUGGAAGCAUCAUUAAUAUUUUUAUUAAUAUCAAGUAAUAUAUAGCUAUAAUAUUUUACUAUAACGUUACGACAUAUCAGUUUGAUCUGUGAAACAAUGAAACACUUUGCCUGAGCCUUUGUGUGCUAUACGUUCAAUGGUUAUACCUUUUCCUGAUAGUUCGUAAGAUGUUUUACCAAAAUGCAAAGUUAUAUACUGUGCGCUUCUAAUACAUCACGCCGAUCUAAUUGUUCAGAUAAGAGUAAUUUACGCCAUAAGGCAACAGGGUUUACGCUAAAAGUCAUUUGCGGUGGGGAUUUUCAACUAAAGUCUGACUGGCGUCCACGUUCAGGGAUAUGCUGUUCCUGUUUGCGUCCUAUGUUAGCACGCACAAUUUCACAAUUGAUUCUUGUGCUCCAGAAAUUGAUCGUCCUUGCUCGUGUAAUUACAUUGUUUACUGUGAGUUGACGGCAUUCAAGCUGUGUAGUACUGAUAAUCAUGUUAGGUGGUAUGGGCAUGGGUAGCUGUUUCGACGCAGUCAGUAAAGAGGUUGCAAAACGACAGUCAGAUCCCUGUGGAUGUUAACAGCCUUGUGUUGACUGCCGAGCACCUUGUUUAUUCUGUGGGCGUGCUUAACGGGCACGCUCUUGUACCCAGUAAGGAUAUUAAACUCUUGAAUUUAACUCAGUAUCAAAGUUGCGUAAGAUGUCGCAGUAACAUAUCUUACACAAACACAUCUACAUCAGACAAGUUCUACUCGGUCUUGUUUUAUGCAUGUACACGUGAGUCUGAUCUGUAAACAUGAACAACCACAGUCGGGGGAGGGGGAAUGUUGCGUGCCUUGUCUCCCCACCACAAAUAUACAGUUUGUCUGCGUACAGCACCCUGUUAAUACCAUCAGUGUUCCUUGGCCUGAAGAACAAGACCUUCUGUAGAAAAACGAGACGUUAAAUGGUAGUGGAACUCACCAGGGUUGUAUGAAGUGACUUCUGUAUUCUCCCCCAUGGUCUGGUUUGGUUAAAUUCAACCCCCCUUGUCCCAAUGGGAGACAGAACACUCGUUAUAUGAAAAAAAGUUGAACAGGCGAACGCAAAAUUCAGUUUUAUGAAAUGCAAGAAGUUGUUGAUGUAGGUUAGUACUGAAGCUUUUUCAUUCAAAUUUAACCCUUAUACCUAUUUUCAAGUAAACAUGAAAUUCUUCAGAAUUGAACAUUGUCAAGAAUUUUACACUCUGUAUUUUUCUCUGAAUAUGCGUACUCUUUUUACCAUAAUGGAUUGUGUACAUUUUCGUGACGUCAAGGGGAUGUUAAGAAGAAAUGUAUCAAUUUAAUGUAAUUGUAAGUGUGCAUGCUUACCGUCAUAACUCCUUAGUAAAUUAUGUCCUUUCGGUCAUUUUGUAUUCAAAGCCAAUUCAUUCCAUAAUUAUUUUGUACUCUGAAUUCAGCCGUUUCCCCGUUUUUCCCUUCCGCAUUUUGUCAGGCCUGCAGGCCGCAUAUAGCUUAUUUUUGUCACUGAUAGUCGUUUUAAUGACCAAUAAAUUCUCCACGGUAUCAAAAACGUGAAUGCCGCACCGGUGUUUUGCGAUUAA
Acanthaster planci (crown-of-thorns starfish) is the source of this 11103-nucleotide messenger RNA. RefSeq names its product kelch-like protein 11. Lineage: Eukaryota; Metazoa; Echinodermata; Asteroidea; Valvatida; Acanthasteridae. Gene Ontology annotation, molecular function: protein binding. The record is from RefSeq and is a predicted model, not a curated record.